Messenger RNA from Vitis vinifera (wine grape), 3414 nucleotides. Its product is annotated as pentatricopeptide repeat-containing protein At1g71420. Gene Ontology annotation, molecular function: protein binding; RNA binding; zinc ion binding. Gene Ontology annotation, biological process: RNA modification. The transcript has a single exon. NCBI's taxonomy places the organism in Eukaryota, Viridiplantae, Streptophyta, Magnoliopsida, Vitales, Vitaceae. The record is from RefSeq and is a predicted model, not a curated record. Bases 1088 to 3313 code for a protein of 741 amino acids.
UUUUUUUCUAUUACCAAUUACCCAAAUAGCUUAGUCUCAACAUGAUCUUGGACUUAUCUCAACGUUUCCAUGAGAUUCACUCCGAGACUUUUCAUUUAUCUUCAAUUCAAUGGAGUUUGUUCACAAGCUGACAAAAUAUCCAACUCAGGUAUCAGUCCAGUACCAGCCAUGGACGAGGCGGAUACGACUUGACCGAGUUGUACCGGUAUCGAUCGAGAUUCUGAACCCUGUUCAAGGAACCGACUUUCCAUGUUUUCUUCCGAGCAACAUAUGGCGAAAAGUCAUCAUUUUAUGUGACUGCCGAAAUUAUACCCCUUGUUGAGGCAUCUUGUGAUAAGAUUAUACCAUAUCCAUCCCCAUAUGAGUCCAUCCCUUCAGCCAUGAGUUGCCAAACAAGACUGCCGCUGAUCCCUCCUCCGGAGCUCUCAAAGUUGUUCAUCCUUUGGUAGACUGUGCUCAAGUACUGAUCCCUUGCACUCAAGCUAUAUCCUUGAUCUUUGCUGGAUUUCCCAAGUUCUGCCAUGACCAGUGGCUUCUUUAGUAUUCCCUUUGAAUCUACACAGUGACUCUGCAUCCACCUUUGCAUAAAGGCUGUCUGCGCGGAUUCAUUUUGUCCAACAGCCUACAAUAGCAUGAUCUUUGAUCAGAUACGUUCAACAUGAUUUUGGUAUUAAUUUAUGCUACUUAUUUGGCAUGUUAUUAACAUAUAGUCGAAAUUUUUUCGGGUUUUUAGUUAAACUAAAUAGGAGUAUUAGGGUAAUGAAUUGAAGUACCAAAUAUCAGGAUAUGCAUGUAUGGUGGUAAAAUCUCUCUUUGAUGAGAUUGUUGCCCAAACAUCCGUCAAGUCAAAAAAAAAUCUUCUCCGUCGAGUGACAGUCUAAAAUCAAUUUCUAGAACGGAAAAAAGAAUUUAUCGAAACUUACCAAUGUAAACAGAGCAACCAGAUUUUGCAGACAUGAUAUCUCUGGGAGAUGAAUCGAAACCCUGAAAGAAGAGUAAAAGUCGUGAGCCGAACCGCACAGGAUCCAGUACCCACCAGUGGAUUUUGGGAUCAGACUUUGAAUGGACCUUCUAUAUUCGUAAGGUGAUGUUGGGGCUAUUCGGGGAUGUUUUUUCUGGUUUCUUCCGAGGCUUCAGCACGACCGGCGUCUCCCUAAAUUCUGAAGCCAUCAAUCUUCUCCACCACAUUCGCCUUCUCUGCUCUCGCGGCCACCUCCAAGAAGCUCUCAAACUCUUCUACUCCAUCACCCCACCACCUCCACUCGUCCAUUCCCACCACACCUACGCCGCUCUCUUCCAGGCGUGCGCCCGCCGCAGUUCUCUCCCCGAAGGCCAAGCUCUCCACCGCCACAUGUUUUUACACAACCCCAACUCUGAUUUCAACCUCUUUCUGACCAAUCAUGUUGUCAACAUGUAUGCUAAAUGUGGGUCAUUGGAUUAUGCCCACCAAAUGUUUGAUGAAAUGCCGGAAAAGAAUAUUGUUUCCUGGACUGCUCUCGUUUCUGGGUAUGCCCAGCAUGGUCGGUCUAAUGAGUGUUUUAGGGUCUUUAGGGGCAUGUUAAUUUGGCACCAGCCAACGGAGUUUGCAUUUGCCAGCGUGAUUAGCGCUUGUGGUGGGGACGACAAUUGUGGACGGCAAGUACACGCGCUUGCAUUGAAGACUUCUUUUGAUUCUUGUGUUUAUGUCGGGAAUGCUCUUAUUAUGAUGUAUUGCAAGAGUUGUGGUGGCGCGGAUGAGGCUUGGAAUGUGUAUGAGGCCAUGGGGUUUCGCAAUUUGGUUUCUUGGAAUUCUAUGAUUGCAGGGUUUCAGGUCUGUGGAUGUGGAAAUCGCGCACUUGAGCUCUUCUCACAGAUGCACGUUGGUGGAAUUCGGUUUGAUCGUGCCACACUGGUCAGCAUUUUUUCUUGCUUGUGUGGAAUGGGUGAUGGUCUUGAAUGUUGUUUUCAAUUGCAGUGUCUUACUAUAAAAACUGGGUUUAUCUUAAAAAUUGAAGUGGCCACUGCCUUGGUCAAGGCUUAUUCUAGUCUAGGAGGAGAGGUCAGUGAUUGUUAUAGGAUCUUCUUGGAAUUGGAUGGCCGUCAAGAUGUUGUUUCUUGGACUGGGAUCAUAGCAGCGUUUGCAGAACGGGACCCAAAAAAAGCACUCGUCAUCUUUCGGCAGUUUCUUCGAGAGUGUUUGGCUCCAGAUCGUCAUAUGUUUUCCAUUGUCUUGAAAGCUUGUGCUGGUCUUGCAACUGAGCGGCAUGCAUUGACUGUCCAGUCACAUGUUCUAAAAGUUGGAUUUGAGGAUGACAUUGUGCUUGCAAAUGCCUUGAUUCAUGCCUGUGCUAGGUGUGGCUCUGUUGCAUUGUCAAAGCAAGUUUUUGACAAAAUGGGAUCCCGUGAUACAGUUUCUUGGAAUUCAAUGUUGAAGGCAUAUGCUAUGCAUGGGCAAGGUAAGGAGGCAUUGCUGCUCUUUUCACAAAUGGAUGCUCAACCUGAUGGCGCCACCUUUGUUGCCCUCCUCUCAGCUUGUAGUCAUGCUGGAAUGGCGGAAGAAGGAGCUAAAAUAUUUGAGACAAUGUCUAACAAUCAUGGUAUUGUUCCUCAACUUGAUCAUUACGCCUGCAUGGUUGAUAUUCUUGGUCGAGCUGGUCAAAUUUCUGAGGCAAAGGAGCUUAUAGACAAAAUGCCAAUGGAGCCUGAUUCAGUGGUCUGGAGUGCCUUGCUUGGAAGUUGUAGGAAACAUGGUGAAACCAAGUUAGCCAAGUUAGCUGCAGUGAAACUAAAAGAGUUGGAUCCCAACAAUUCAUUAGGAUACGUAUUGAUGUCAAACAUAUUUUGUACAGAUGGUCGUUUUAAUGAAGCAAGAUUAAUAAGAAGGGAGAUGGAAGGGAAGAUAGUGAGAAAGGAACCAGGUUUGAGUUGGAUUGAGGUUGGAAAUCAGGUACAUGAGUUUGCCUCUGGAGGCCAACAACAUCCAGAAAAAGAGGCCAUAUGUGCCAGGCUUGAAGAGCUAGUUAGGCGAUUGAAGGAUUUGGGUUACGUGCCUCAAAUAAGUUUGGCCUUGCAUGACAUAGAAGAUGAACAUAAAGAGGAGCAACUGUAUUACCACAGUGAGAAGCUGGCUUUGGCUUUCGCUUUGAUGAAUGUAGGUAGUAUAUGUUGCAGUGGGAACACUAUUAAGAUUAUGAAGAAUAUCCGAAUUUGUGUAGAUUGCCAUAACUUUAUGAAGUUGGCAUCCGAACUUGUUGACAUGGAGAUUGUUGUGAGAGAUUCAAACCGUUUUCACCAUUUUAAAGCGAAGGUGUGCUCUUGCAAUGAUUAUUGGUGACAAACCACUAUUACUGAACAUAGUGGAGAUCCUCAAGAUGAAUCUAAUCAUUGCUUUGAAAUGAUUUGCAAUUUAUAUUAACUUUCUAAGAAUUUUCUUUA